AUGUCUGAUCAAAACCUUUCCAUCGUCCUGGCCGAGCGCCCCACGGCAGAGAUUAUUCCUGGCAAGACUUUCAGAGCUGAGCAGAAGCCCAUUCCCAAGGCCGAUGACCUCAAGGAUGGCGAGAUCCUCGUCGAGAACUGGUACCUCAGUCUUGACCCUGCCAUGCGCGGCUGGCUCAACGACAAGCGCUCCUACCUCCCUCCCGUCCAGAUUGGCGAGACCAUGCGUGGCUCGACCGUAGGCCGUGUCAUCGCCUCCAAGUCCUCCAAGGCCAACGUCGGCGAUGUUCUCCCUGCCUUCGGCGGCUGGUCCGAGUACAGCGUCCUGCAUGAAAGCCGUAUCGAGCCCGUCUCCGCCUACCCCAAGGUCUCUCAACCCGUCGACUACCUGUCCGGCAUCGGCAUGACUGGCCUGACCGCCUACUUCGGCAUGCUCCGCAUCGGUGACCCCCAGCCCGGCGAGACUGUUGUCGUUUCCGGCGCUGCUGGUGCCACUGGUAGCGUCGCCGGUCAGAUUGCUAAGCUCAAGGGCGCGCGCGUCGUUGGUAUCGCUGGAUCUGAUGACAAGUGCCGCUGGUUGACUGAGGAGCUUGGCUUCGAUGUCGCUCUGAACUACAAGGACCCCGAGUUCAGACAGAAGUUCAAGGAGGCGACGCCCAACUACAUCAACGUCUACUUUGACAACGUCGGUGGCGAGAUUUUGGACAUGGCGCUGGCGCGGGCCAAGGAGCACGCCCGUUUCGUCAUGUGCGGUGGCAUCAGCCAGUACAACUCCGCAAACCCCCAGGGCCCCAAGAACUACUCCAACAUCAUUACCAUGCGCAUCAAGAUGCAGGGCUUCAUCGUCCUCGACUUCGUCAAGGAGUUCCCGCAGGCUCGCAAGGACCUUGCGCAGUGGCUCGAGGAGGGCAAACUUAAGCGCAAGGAGACGAUCAUCAAGGGCGGUCUCAAGGCGGCUGAGCAGGCUCUGGUCGACCUGUACAAGGGCAUCAACACCGGCAAGCUGAUUGUGGAGGUCAAGAACCCCAAGGAUGCUGCUAAGUUGUAA
This is a messenger RNA of Colletotrichum truncatum, 1047 nucleotides long. RefSeq names its product nadp-dependent leukotriene b4 12-hydroxydehydrogenase. Gene Ontology annotation, molecular function: oxidoreductase activity, acting on the CH-CH group of donors, NAD or NADP as acceptor. NCBI's taxonomy places the organism in Eukaryota, Fungi, Ascomycota, Sordariomycetes, Glomerellales, Glomerellaceae. The record is from RefSeq and is a predicted model, not a curated record.